GCGGGACGCAAGGGGGAACUUACGAGACUGGGGCAAAGGCGGGAGGGACACAGGCGGGCGAAACGGGUCGCCGGAGGGAGGGGGAGCUUGUGGGAGCCAUGAGGAGCGGGUGUACACGGGUCAUGGGAGGAUGGUUCCGACGUGGAGCACGAUGAGUCGGAGAUGGCGGAAUAGGAGGUCAGCGAGAUGGAGGACGAGGAGGAGGGGGACGAGGAGGAGGAGGAAAAGGAGACGAUGGAGGAAGAGGAGGACGACGAGGAGCAGAUGACAGAGGUGGAGUCGGAGGAGGAGUUGGAGGAGGAGGACGAGGCGAUUAAGAAGAAGAAGAAGAAGACGAAGAAGAGGAGGAGGAGGAGGAAAAGGAGACGAUGGAGGACAAGAAGAGGCGACGAAGAAGAAGAAGACGAAGAAGAAGAAGAAGAAGAAGAGGGAGUACAAUAUGAAGGAAAAUAAUAUGAAGAAGAAAAUGAAAAGAGCAAAAAAAAAAAAAAAAAAAAAAAAAAACGAAUGAACAAACUACUUCAAUCAAUCAAUCAAUCAAUC
Messenger RNA from Chara braunii, 543 nucleotides. Lineage: Eukaryota; Viridiplantae; Streptophyta; Charophyceae; Charales; Characeae. The record is from the annotation of a GenBank genome assembly.